This is a messenger RNA of Harmonia axyridis, 3777 nucleotides long. RefSeq lists its product as uncharacterized. The transcript is spliced from 2 exons. NCBI's taxonomy places the organism in Eukaryota, Metazoa, Arthropoda, Insecta, Coleoptera, Coccinellidae. The record is from RefSeq and is a predicted model, not a curated record. The coding region runs from base 881 to 2389 and encodes 502 amino acids.
GAAUUUUCAUUAUAUAAUAAACUGAAAAGAGGCAGAAUGAAUAGAUCUACCUUUCAAAAACCCAUGGCUUAUGUGGCCUCACAAGUAAUCGUAAUAUCAUAUCUAGGUGUAACAUCUUUGAGAAAUCAGGUUAUAAGAAAUAAAUAAACUUUAUUAUUAUUAUUAGGAAGUCCCUCAUUUUCAAGAUUCAUCAAUACUUUUUUCAGUUGAGCAACAAAUUAUUCCUCUAUUCCAUAAUUUAUUAAGAAAUACAAUAUACGACAAACAAUUAUAAUAUAAGGUGUAUAUUAUAAUGAGAUCCACAUCGACCGAAACAGCACAAGUCAACAUAAUAGAAGAAGCUCGGCCAACGCCGUUCUUGGAAAUGUACGCGAUAGUGCUGAAGUGCAAAUUCUCUCUGUGAACUCAUAAAGCUUUCUUUGUAGAUUUCAGGACAGACUUUAGUUAGUUAUGAAUCAGAUUUAGAACAUCAAGCUUCGUUUUGUAACUCACGUUUUUCCCAAAUCUUAAUCUGUAGAAUUAUUAAUUAUUUAUCCAAGUGUUGUAAUUCUUAAUUCGAAAUAGAAUAAAUCCUUUUUAAAAACAGACUUUAAGAUACGGAAAACAUAAUUGGCGCUGCGAACAGGAUAUCGCAACGGGGUUUUAGUUCGAAACUGAAAUAAGUGUCCGCUACGGAUUGUGUCCAAGGAACUCCCGUUGAGUUUCAACUCUUGAUGUGAUAUCCAGAACCAUCAUCAACCACCCCUUCAACCCAGAAGGAAGCCAACCACUUCGAUCCAGAAGGAAGCACCACCCCUUCAACACAGAAGGAAGCCAACCACUUCGAUCCAGAAGGAAGCACCACCCCUUCAACACAGAAGGAAGGACCAACCACUAUAGGAUGCAAAUCUUGGUGAUACCAAUGAUCCUCCUGAUACAGACCCAAAUCAACCAGGCCCUUCAGGUCAACAAAAUAAUCAGUAAUGGAUACUUUGAAGAACCCUUAAGUCAGGCCAAAAUUCUUGAUCAUUACCAUAAUUUUCUCUUUUUUAUAAACAUCACGAAUUUACAAAUCAAUUAUAAUCAACUUAAUUACAACUUUAAUGCACUGCAGAAAAAUCGAACUAUUGAUGAAUUAUCUCAUAGAAUUUACCUUCAAUUAAAUUCGAAUUUAGCCCAAAUUGAACAAAUACUACAUAAAUUCAUUAACAAAAAAGUUAAAAGAGGUUUGGCUAAUUUUAUUGGCAAAGGCAUAAAAUUUAUCACAGGAAAUCUAGACGACGAUGAUCUGAAAACUAUUAACGAGAACAUAGAAAGUCUCCAUCAAAUUAAAAACUCUGAAAUUGAAAGAAUCAAUAAAUUAACUUCUUUUGCGAAUCAUUUAACACAAAGGUACUCAGAAGAUUUAGCUUUAUUGAAUGAUAAUAUUCAACAUACUAAAUUACUUUUUCAAAACAUAAAAUCAACGGAACAAUUCAGAAUGACUGUUGAAUAUCAAAUACUUCAAGCAGAAGAUCUAUUGAAUACUUUCUUGAUGCUUGAAAGAACUAUCAGUUUUGCAAUGAAAGGAAUACCAAAUUUAGAACUCAUAAAAAUCGAUGAACUUCUUUUGAUUGGAAAGUAUCUCGAAAAAAAUUAUAAACCACAACAAUUAUCUCCAAUCGAUCACGUUCAUCUCUAUAAAACUAUAGAGUUUGCUAAAAUAUCUGUCAUACGAACGGAUGAAUCCAUCACCUUUCUCCUCAAAAUUCCUAUUCUCAAACAGAUCACCACAAACUAUUCCCGAGUGUACCCUCUACCUAACCACCAAGAUAUUGCUGUAAUACCUCCGAAAAAGUAUUUGGUCAGAAUCAACUACGAAGAAUACUGGACCAAUGAAGCCUGUAUUUCCACAUUAGGCAGUUCCAUUGUCUUAUGUCUUCAACCACCAGUCAAAGAAGCCUGCAUCCUGUCAUCACCAGACCAGUGUCAAAAAGUGCUCAUCAAAAACAACUAUAAGAUAAUCCAUACACUUCAGAACAAACAGCUUCUCACCCUGUUUAAGAAUACGCAGACAAUACUAGAAGAUUGCCAUGGUAUAAUUAUGAAAAAAUCCAUACAAGGAAUAAACCUGCUACAUUCAGAUUGUACCAUCAUCAUCGACAAUUCAAUAUUUGAAAACACUGAACCAAUUUUUGAGAUGAAAUUUGAAAACAUUUCGAAACUCCCAUUGAGUUACGAUUAUAAAAUGGAACUUCAGUUAAAACACUUAAGAGAACCUACAUCAAUCCUGCAAGAAGGUGAGAAACUUCAAAAUCAACCAAUUUAUCUACACCCAAUAACUCAGCUCACGCAUUAUACCAUAAGCGGAAUUUUACUGUUUCAUAAUCAUUGGAACAAUCACUGUCAUGAUAAACAGAGUAAGAAUUAGAGACCUGUUAUACAAUCCGAGGAAAAUCAUUCGCAUCGACCUCGAGAACAACCCAGGUGAUCCCACUGAUAACGAGGACGUUAUCUGAACUAAGGGGGGAGGUAUUAUGAGAUCCACAUCGACCGAAACAGCACAAGUCAACAUAAUAGAAGAAGCUCGGCCAACGCCGUUCUUGGAAAUGUACGCGAUAGUGCUGAAGUGCAAAUUCUCUCUGUGAACUCAAAGCUUUCUUUGUAGAUUUCAGGACAGACUUUAGUUAGUUAUGAAUCAGAUUUAGAACAUCAAGCUUCGUUUUGUAACUCACGUUUUUCCCAAAUCUUAAUCUGUAGAAUUAUUAAUUAUUUAUCCAAGUGUUGUAAUUCUUAAUUCGAAAUAGAAUAAAUCCUUUUUAAAAACAGACUUUAAGAUACGGAAAACAUAAUUAUAUAUUUAGAAUACAAGGAAGGACACCUUUUGAAAUCUAAAAAUUUGGUUAAUAGUAGGUUAUUUUUCAUAAUUUAUGAAAUAAUACAGUAUAUAAUUUGCAAUUUAUAGGUUGCAUAGAUUUAGAAUACCAAAUAGUGAUUUCUAGAGAGAGCCCCCUAUUAAAUAGAAGGUAUUCUUCAUAAUUUAUAAAGGAAUACAAUAUACAAUUAAUAAUUGCAACAAUUCGAAAGACCAAUUGGACAUUCCUGAAGAACUAAGGCAUUUUAAGAAUCUGAAAAUUGUAUUGAUGUAUUUUGCAUACUCUUCUGUUGCAUAUUUCUUGAAUGUAUAUGGACAAAAAUGAUUUUUGUGGGUUCUGGUGAACGAUCAAAGGGAUGCAGAAUACAGGUAACAAUGUCAUUAGUACCAGUUGAGAUGUAGUUAUCAUAGAAAAGAGAUGAUGUAGAAAUUUCACUAAAUAAUUCUGAUUCAGUGGAGGGCAGCAGAAUGUAAAAUGGAGAGUUAGUAUGUACAGAAAUGAUAUAGAAGAAGCUAGUGAUGAAAUGAAUUAUGAUAAUGACUAUAUAUCAGAUGUCCAAAUACCAGUACUAAUCAGGAAUUGAGAAGAUCGAAAUGAGAAUCAAAGACAAAGAUAGUUCAAGAUCACAUAACGUACAUGUAUGUUUCAGACGAAGACUUAUCUAGAUGGGACGGAGAGCAAUGGAAGGCAGUGAUGGAGGAAGAAUAUGAUUUGUUCAUCAGGAAUAAUGCCUGGGAAAUUGCAGAACUUCCUGAAGGUGCCAGUGUAGUGGACUAUUACUGGGUGUUUAAGAAAAAGCUUAAUAGUGAUGGUUCGCUACAUUAUAGAGCAAGACUUGUAGCUCUGGGUUUUACUCGGAAGUAAAUUGAACAGGGCAAUUUAUGUCCCAUACAUAUGUAGUAAAUAAAAUUUUGACAGAUAUUAGUUACAACUGAUUCAACAA